GGUCGUCCGCCAAACGGAAAGCCGCCAUGAUGGCUUUCUGUAAAGUACGCUCAAUAUGUAAAGUUUCGAUAUUGUUUUUCAUUAAUUGUGACUGAGUGCGUGCAAAAAUUAACCAUGGGAACGAACUAGAGUGUGCAAAGUGCUGUUUACGGUCCUUUAGGACCUCCUGGAGGAGCUAAAAAGUGAUUUAUUAGUGCAUUUUUGUGUCGACGCUAGCGUGUUUUGUUCUGUCAACAAAAUGUCGAAGCUCUCGUUUAGGGCGAGGGCCCUGGAUGCGUCCAAACCAAUGCCGAUAUAUCUCGCCGAGGAGCUUCCGGAUUUACCGGACUACUCGGCGAUUAACCGUGCAGUACCUCAAAUGCCUUCUGGUAUGGAAAAAGAGGAAGAAAGUGAGCACCACCUGCAAAGGGCCAUAUCCGGCACGGGGCUGAUCAUACCGACGCCGGAGGUAUGUCCGGUGUCGGACAUAGAUUUCUACGAGAGAUGCUACCCGCCGGACUACAAGAUGCCGAAACAACAUAUACAUAUGCAACCGCUAUGGGAGGAGCAGGAGACGCCGGAGUACGACAUAGACUCGGAGGACGAGAGGUGGCUCAAACAGCAGAGGCACCCCGAGCUUACAGAGCUAAAGUUCGAGCAAAUGAUGGACAAACUGGAGAAGAGCUCUGGCCAAACGGUGGUCACGCUCAACGAGGCCAAGCUUCUCCUGGAGCGGCAGGAUGACCUCGUGAUCGCCGUGUAUGAUUACUGGCUUAAUAAGCGGCUGACCACGCAACAUCCGCUCGUAUUGUCCGUUAAGACGGAGAGCAGACCCGGGCAGUCGUCAAAUAACCCCUACCUUGCAUUCAGGAGGCGAACGGAGAAGAUGCAGACGAGGAAAAAUAGGAAAAACGACGAGAGCUCGUACGAGAAGAUGCUGAAGCUGCGCCGCGAGCUGGCCACCGCGCUCAGCCUGCUGGAGAUGGUGGCGCGGCGCGAGCGCGCCAAGCGGGAGCUCGUCAAGCUCACCGCGCUGCUCGCCGAGCGGCGGUACGCGGCCGGCGACUUCGCGAGCCAACUGCCGGAGCCGCCCGUCCGUGCGGCGCUGCCAGCGGUGCCGCUGGCGCCGUCCGUGCGGCGCGAGUUCUCACACGCCGCGUUCGCGCCGCGCCUGCCCGUGCCCGCGCCGCACGAUGCGCACCAGAGACAGCGUGAAAAGCGACCAUACAAAAGAAGGAAACACAGGCACCACACGCCCAGCUCUGUACAGGGGGUGCGAGAGUGCACCUCGUCGGAGGAAGAGAGCGUAUCGCCGGUGGACGACGGUCCGUUCGCGUUCCGACGUAAGCCGGGAUGCUUCUACGAAAUGCCAACAUCAACAUUAUGCGGUGACCCCGUGGAUCCUGAGAGUCCGUCCAAAGAAGGACUGUACCAACAUGAAAUAGACGAACGGACGAGGUUCACGCUAACAUCGGUGCGACAUCCGUACCCCCGGUACAUCGGCUUCGCGCGGCGACGGCUCGGCAGAGGGGGUCGGGUCAUAUUGGACCGGGUGAAAACACCACUCGACUCGCUGUGGCCCGAUCUGCCCGUGCCGGAGAAGAGGGUUGAGGAGGACCUUGAGAAUAAAAGACUCCGAAGUCCAAAAGUCAUAAGUCGCGACUACCAUACGGGUGGAAAACAUCCCUGGCGGCACGCGUUCCGUAAACACUUAGCGGCGAACCCCCACCUGUGGACCGACGUGCCCCGAGACACCCUUGACGACCUGAAAACGGAUCUGCAGGACGUCAAAAUCGACGUGGACGACGCCGACGACGUCAAAAUGGACGUCGACGCGGUCAAAAUCGAGGUUGACAGUGUCAAAAUGGACGGUGACAGCGUCAAGAUGGACGUUGACAGUGUCAAAAUGGACGUUGACGGCGUGAAAAUGGACAGUGAUAGUGGGAAAGUGUACAUUGACAGUGACAAAGUGGACGGCGAUAGUGCCAGUGUGACUUGUGACGUGGACAGUGUCAGCGCACGGACGAUAGAUAGUGUUGUACAGAACAAUCUUAAACGGGUGAUGAGGAAACGGGCGUGGAGCUCGAGCACCGAUUACGACUCGGACGAGAGUUUGCAUCCGGUCGAGAGAGAGUUUGAGAGUUUCAUCAGCGAGGUUCAGGAGAAAUGGCUCCAUUUCCGGCCGAAAACACCGCUACCCUCACCGCCAACCACAGACAAAACAGACGAUCUAUUUCCCAUAGCGCUCGACACGCCCAUUUCCGUUGAACUAACCCUAGAACCGCCCACGGGGGGUCUAGACACGUUCACAACCUCAGAAUUUACCCUAGGUGACCUAUACGGUGAUCUGAAUCCAGACAUGGACAACAGCGGUAGUCUUGAUAUUAGCAACGAGGACCUGCUAGGCGAAAACUUCACCGGACUUACCGAAGCCCAAGUGGAGAGCAUCCUAUCCGAGACGGACCUCAAAGCGUUAGCCGACGUUGAUUUAACGAAGGACGACAAGAAAAUGGCAAUCACGGACGACUUGCUGGAGGAGCUGGUGAAGGACGUGGACGGGAAGGAUUCUUUUUUAUUGCAUGGCCAGGGCGUAUCGGACGGGCGUGGCGUCUCUGGCCAAAAGCGAGCGCGCGGCGCGGACGCGUUCGGCUCCACCAGCGUGCACGUCAGAGGGGCGGAUAGAGAGCCGAUCUACAUAGAGACUGUACCGACGCCCAAGAAGGAAACGCCCAGGGACGUCAGGCGGGAGAAGGUGCCGACGUCGAAGAUCAUCGUGGAGGAAGUCAACGAAGUGCCGGUGAAGGUGGAGAGGAGGCGGGAGGAGGAGCAGCACCAGCAGCAGCAGCAGCAGCAGCAGCAACAACAACAACAACAACAACAACAACAACAGCAACAGCAGCAACAGCAGCAGAUAUCGCACGUGCAACUGAAGGCGGUGCAAAAGAGCUCGCCGUUGAAGAAACACAUUAUAACGUCUUCAGCUCACAGACGGGCGGGCGAUGUUACGAUCGUGACGUCAGACGCGACACAUUCGCAGUUGGUCACCGUUGCCGUCUCGGAUAGCUUGAAGCAAGUGCGAUUGGGCUCUCCGGCCACCGGCAACGUAGUGGGGCUGCUGCAGAAUGGACCCUUUGCUGUCACACUGCCUCUGCAACGGGAGCUUGGUGCAACGAGCGUAGCGAGUGUCGCGAACGUAGUCACGGCGGGCGCCGCCGGCAAAGUCGCCAACGUCACCAACAUGGCCAACGUCGCCAACAUGGCGAGCGUCAGCGUCGCCAACGUCGCCAACGUGAGCGUCGCCAACGCGCGGCGCGUGUCCGCACCGCUCGUCCAGCUCGCCCCGGCCUCGCUGCACAAGCCGCUGCAGAUACACCACCCCACCGUGGUGGUGACGCCGCAGCACCACGUCACCCAGAGCAAGCUGAAAGUGCUGCACGCCCACCCGCUGACGCACACGCAGCGGACGCAGCUGCUGGCGCAGAACCGACACCUGUCCCCCCUGCCGGCCGCCGUGGUCUCGCUGAAGGCGGCUCCCGGCUCGGUGGCACAAUUCUUCGAGAUCAAAGGCGGCCAGCUGGCCAAGGGCCCGAUCCAGAUCAAGAACCACCGGCUGCAGGUGGCCACGCCGCUGCGCGCCGCCGAGCCGUCCACCAGCAUCACGAUAGCGCAGACGAAAACCGCCUCUAUACCGUCGUCGGUGGUGGCCAAUUUGAUACAGAAGAACGUGCUGCCGAAGGGACAGAAGAUCGCGAUAUCGGGCCCGGGCGGGCAGGCGCUGUCCGCCAACGUGCAAGCGAUCGCCUUCACUACGGCGCAGCUGAAGGCGAGGCAGGGCAGGCUGAUCGCGCAGCCCAGGCCUACGCCUGUUGCUGAAAUCGUCGAAGCGUCAACGGCGCCCGUGGCCACGUCAUCCAACGCGGCCAACAUGGCGGACACGCCGCUGGCCAGCGAGCCAGCGGACAACGCCACCAACGGCGCCGUCCGCAGGCGGCCGGCGGACAACCUGCCCAUGGAGGUCACGUGACGAACGAGCCGCCAAAGUGCCA
Zerene cesonia (dogface butterfly) is the source of this 4025-nucleotide messenger RNA. RefSeq lists its product as uncharacterized. Gene Ontology annotation, biological process: regulation of transcription by RNA polymerase II. Gene Ontology annotation, cellular component: piccolo histone acetyltransferase complex. Lineage: Eukaryota; Metazoa; Arthropoda; Insecta; Lepidoptera; Pieridae. Bases 239 to 4003 code for a protein of 1254 amino acids. The transcript has 17 exons. The record is from RefSeq and is a predicted model, not a curated record.